Messenger RNA from Gasterosteus aculeatus aculeatus (three-spined stickleback), 3315 nucleotides. RefSeq names its product protein phosphatase 1D. NCBI's taxonomy places the organism in Eukaryota, Metazoa, Chordata, Actinopteri, Perciformes, Gasterosteidae. Gene Ontology annotation, molecular function: cation binding; protein serine/threonine phosphatase activity. The record is from RefSeq and is a predicted model, not a curated record. Gene Ontology annotation, biological process: protein dephosphorylation.
GUCAGCGCGUUGGAGCAUGCCUACUGCGGUCCAACAUAAACAAAGACAGGACGCUGCGCCGUAAUAAACUCAACUCUCCAGGUGUUUAUACGCUAACCGCACCGAGGAAAUAGGAGCGCAAACUAUUUCUGUAGCUAUGGAAAACGCAUUAUUAAUGCGAGUGAGUGUUUUUACCGACCAAGGAGGCAGGAAAUACAUGGAAGAUGUGACCGAAGUCAUAGUUGAGCCCGAGCCGGCGGACGACGAGCCGACGUCGGCUGAGCCCGAGGAGACCGUCGGGGGAGACGGUACGUUCGGUUCGUUGGCUGCGGACACGCACCCACAGCGGACUGACGGCCCCGUCGUGUCGCCUCGGGUUUCAGGGGCAUCGUGUGAACCGGUGCCAACGGAGGACCAACGUAUUAUAGUGGAAACGUCUCUACCGGGCGGUCAGAGCUCUCCGGGAGCCCGCCGUUCCGUAGCCUUCCUCGCGGUGUUCGACGGACACGGGGGUCGCGAGGCUGCGCAGUUUGCGCGAGAGUAUCUCUGGGAGUUCAUGAAGAAGCAGCGGGGGUUCUGGUCCGACUGCGACCUGGAGGUCUGCGCUGCUAUACGCAAAGGAUUCAUAGCCUGCCAUCACGCCAUGUGGAAAAAGCUACCUGAAUGGCCAAAGACACUCACAGGCCUCCCCAGCACGUCGGGUACCACAGCCAGCGUGGUGUUCAUCCGUGGAAACCGCAUGUAUGUGGCCCAUGUCGGGGACUCGGCGGUGGUUCUAGGGGUCCAGGAUGACCCUUCAGACCCUUUCAUCAGAGCUGUGGAAGUCACACAAGACCACAAACCUGAACUACCCAAAGAGAGAGAGCGUAUUGAAGGGCUGGGAGGGAGUGUUAUCAAAAAGUCUGGAGUGAACCGGGUUGUCUGGAAGAGGCCGAGGCUGAGUCACAACGGCCCAGUCCGUCGGAGCACCGUCAUCGACCAGAUCCCCUUCCUGGCAGUAGCUCGAGCUCUAGGUGAUCUGUGGAGCUAUGACUUCUACAGUGGGGAGUUUGUGGUUUCUCCAGAGCCCGAUACUAGUGUGGUGACCCUUGACCCCAGAAAACACCGAUACAUCAUCCUGGGCAGUGACGGGCUGUGGAACAUGGUGCCCCCUCAAGAGGCUGUCUCCAUGUGUCAGAACAACGACGAGGCGAUGGCGCCAUGCGGGGUAUCGAGUGCCCGGCAGCUGGUCAGCCAUGCUCUGCUGCGGUGGCGCCAGCGCAUGUUGCGUGCUGACAACACCAGCGCCAUUGUUAUCGCCUUGCAGGAGCAAGGGAGCUCCCAGGACGUGCUGCACCACGAGGAGGUGCUGCUGGACAUGGCCAAGGUGUCCCAGUGUCCUCCCACCUCGCUAUCGCGCGCAGACACUCCUCUGCUUCAGCGGACUCUCGAUGAAGACUCCCCCUCUGCCAUGUGUGAUUUCCUCCCUGCCUUGGAGCGACGGGACGGACUAUCUGGAAGCAACAACCUGUACCGCACAAACCGGUCCGACCUGUUCACUCUGACGCCACUGUGUCCGAACAGCGGCACUGAGCUGCCCGGUCGGUCCAGUCCCACGGACAGGACGAUCGGCGGCAGGAGUCCUGGCAGCAAAAGAACUAUUGGCAGAUCGCCCUCGGUGCAGAGCGCCAAGAAGGCCCGACGCAGGCCAGCCGCCCGCCCGCCACUGGUACGACACAACGCAGAGACAAGCAAAGUCUCUGCUGUCCUCCAGCAGCACAACAAGGCCACCGUGUGUGCGUGCUGAAACACACACACAGACGCAUUAACCUGCUGCCUUCCACGGUCCAACCUGUCUCUGGUGACUCUUCUGUCCAAGUGUCCAGAGACCAGGACACAACGUACAGAGCGCUCAUUUUAACAAAAAAACAUUUAGACAGUCUCCAGAUUCCUUGUAGCUGUGCUGAUUGAAAGGCGUCUUAAUGGUUCCUCUUACUGGUAGACGUUGUAAGAAAGAAGUGUGACUAAUGAUGACGGUGCAGCUAUUAUGCAUUUUACAGUUGAGUGUUAAGUAAUAGGUAAUGUUCAUGUAAAACAAAUAUAUAUUUUUGUACAUUCUUUUAUUGUUUGAUGAUAAAACGUGACAAGUAGCUCAACAACAGCCCUCUCCCCCGUUUCACGCUCUGCAUAGACACUUGUGUGCACACCCUGGGCUUAAACAUAUGUGUGUUUUUAUUCUCAUCAUUUUAUUUAAUCACGAAUAAAUGUAAUAUGAAGUGACGGUGAUGCUACACCAACAGCCCUGUAAGCUACUACAUUGUGAAUAUUGAUCUAUAGAUACUUGUAACGAGUUUUGGUAGCACUUGUAUUCUUUGAGCGUACGCAUUGGACACAUCUGCGCGAGCGCUCAAAUAAUGGCAGAUGUUUUUAAAUUGAAAUAGCACAAUGCAUGUUAAGGGAUGGAUAGAUGCACCCUAUUAAUCAUAUUACAAUGUUGGGAGCUGUAGGUUUAGAGUUAGGUAGGGUUAGGGUUAGUAUUCCAUUCAACCUUUUGUCGGGAGCCAGCUCCACCCGGCCCUACGUCAGGUCAGGAUUUGUCUUUGCUGAAGUUGGUUUGCUUCGUCCAGGCGUCUCUGAAACCAAAUCUUUUCCACAACUCGAUGUUUACAGUAGCUCUGAAGUAUCCAGUUGUGCCGCCAUGCUCUCACAGGGGCAGCACCAGAUGUGUUGAGGUGGGUUUGACCAUCUGUCCCAGUAACAAUGUGUCUACAUCUGUUGGGAUUUCCUUCUCAUUGGGGAGUAGUGACGUAAUGCACGGAUACUUUGUUGCUUUUCCACUUUAAUGGUGAACUGAAUGUCUCUGUUGAAACGAUGCAUAGGGGUGGAUAGCAUUAGCAGAAAAACUCGGCCCAUGUAGGAGGUCAGACACUUGACGUCUCCUGCCUAGUCUGAGGAGGGUUUGCCUCUAGUGGUUUAGUUACAGGACAGACUGUAUGAUUUAGAUGAGAAAUAUUACCUGAAAUAAAUAAAAGAAUGUCCGGUAUAAGACCGAUGUCUCCAUCUUUGUAAAACCACCACGUUACACGAUGAUGCUUUUUCAUUCAGUGCAAUGAACAGAAAUUAGCAGCAUUAUUAAUGUUUGAAUUUGACGCUUCCUCUGCAAACACCGUUACUUUGCUCGGGAUUCCUGUGUGACUUACGUAUUUCGUUAGUUUUGUUUUUAUUUCUCAUGGAUCUUCGUGUAAUCAUUUACUAAAAGCCUAAAGUGCAUGUGUACAGUGUAAAUGUGAAACAUGUCUGUGGAAAUGAACCUAUUUAAAUGAAAAGCUCUGAAAUAAAGUGAUUACUAUGACAUUU